AAACAAAGUAUUUAGUAACCUCAAUACAUUCAAAUAGGGAAAACAAUAAGGGUUUCAGCUCCUUGGCUUAAAAAAUUCUGUAUAGUGGAAGAUCAUACAAGUUCUUGUCAUGUUGUAAUUAUACCACGCUCUGAUGAUGUCUUUCUUGGUGUUACUAUACAGCCAAAUAAUUGGAAUAAAGAAGUCAGUGAGAUUGACAAACAAACAAUUAUGGAUGCAUGUUGUCGCGUAAUUCCACGCUUAAAGGAGGCUCCAGUAUUAGAAGACUGUGUUGGUCUGCGACCCAUGAGACAAACUGUAAGACUGGAAAAAGAUAUUCUAAGAUGUGGAGACAAGACAAUCAAGGUGGUUCAUAACUAUGGUCAUGGUGCCAAAGGAGUGUGCUUCAGUUGGGGAUGUGCAAUACAGGCUACAAAACUAGUCAAGGAAUUGUUAUCAAAAGUGGGACCAUAAGACCAGAAAUGUAAUUUAAUAAUCUAUUUUAAUCAACAAAUAAAAAAAAAAUUCAUUU
This is a messenger RNA of Saccoglossus kowalevskii, 511 nucleotides long. Its product is annotated as D-aspartate oxidase-like. Gene Ontology annotation, molecular function: FAD binding; D-amino-acid oxidase activity. Lineage: Eukaryota; Metazoa; Hemichordata; Enteropneusta; Harrimaniidae. Gene Ontology annotation, biological process: D-amino acid catabolic process. Gene Ontology annotation, cellular component: cytoplasm. The record is from RefSeq and is a predicted model, not a curated record.